AUGAGUAGAAGAGCCGGUAUCCAACUGGGAGCUCGACGUAAAGUCGAACCACAAACAACCCCUAAACCAGAGGACAAACAACCAGAUGCAACACCACCACACCCCUCUGGAGAAGCACCUGUCCCAGAACAUAGAGAAAGAAAAGCUUCAUUUCUUACUCGACCAAAAAAGGGAGUAAAUACAAAUGAAUCAGAAGAACAAGACCUUCACACGCAGCAACCCACUGAGAAGUCACAACAAAGAAAAGGGUUCCUUUCUAGAAGAAGCGAAACACAAAAUCAAACAAAUGAACAUGGUUCAACUACCUCACAUGAGGUUUCAGGUGAUGAAACAAAGAAUGAGCAAAAACAAAGUUCUUCUCAAACAAGUGAACCUACAGAAAAAGAAACUCAUAAAAAAAGACUUAGUUUCUUAGGAAGAAAAAGUUUUAGCAAAAGAAGUUCUACUGAAAAUACUGGGCAUAGUUCUUCGGAACAUUCAGGCACAUCUAGUUUAGCAUCAGAGACUACUGCAGAAGAAGUUAAUAGAUCAGUUAAUGCACAAAUUGAAGAGGAAAAUAAAAGGUUACAAAAUGAGAUUGAAGAAUUAAAAAAGAAAUGUGAUGCACAAGAUUCAUUACUUAAAACAAAAAUGAAAAGUGAAAUAGAAGCUAAAAAGAAACUUGAGAUUUUAGAAAAUGAAAAGAAAGAUUUGAUUGAUAAGAUGGCUAAUGGAAGUGAUGGAAUGAAUAAAUUAAAUAAUGAACUAAUUCAAAUUAAAAGCGAAAAAGAAAGUCUCAGUAAUGAACUGACACAACUUAAAAGUGAUAAUGAACAAAAAGAAACAGAGUUGAAUCAGGUUAAACAAGAAAAAGAGGAGGUACUAGA
Entamoeba dispar SAW760 is the source of this 866-nucleotide messenger RNA. RefSeq lists its product as uncharacterized. The record is from RefSeq and is a predicted model, not a curated record. The annotation marks the transcript as partial. Lineage: Eukaryota; Evosea; Mastigamoebida; Endamoebidae. The transcript has a single exon.